GUAGCGGUAGCCUGUACAGUAAGAACCCAAUAUGGCAGCGGCGGUAGCAGUGGCAACGGCAGCAGGAGGACCGGCCGCCCCAUAGACCCCCCCGCGCACCACCCCCGCCGCUUCCUCUGCUUGGGUGCCCCUCCGGCCUGACUUCCCCUUUCUCCCACCUUUCCCGGCACCGCGGGAAAAGCAGCGCAGGGCAGAGCAGGCAGGGAGGGCGGCCGGAGCCCGGACACGGGAGCCUCCCAGUCAGUUCAAGACCCGACAUGAGGGAAAAGGGACGUAGGAAGAAGGGCAGGACCUGGGCGGAGGCCGCCAAGACGGUCUUAGAAAAAUACCCCAAUACACCCAUGAGUCAUAAAGAAAUUCUUCAGGUUAUCCAGAGAGAAGGACUAAAAGAAAUCAGAAGUGGAACUUCCCCUCUUGCAUGCCUGAAUGCAAUGCUUCAUACAAACUCCAGAGGUGAAGAGGGCAUCUUCUAUAAGGUUCCAGGUAGAAUGGGAGUAUAUACUUUGAAGAAAGAUGUGCCGGAUGGGGUGAAAGAACUAUCAGAAGGUUCAGAAGAAAGCAGUGAUGGUCAGUCAGAUUCCCAGAGUUCUGAGAACAGCAGCAGCAGCAGUGAUGGUGGCAGCAACAAGGAGGGAAAAAAGAGCAGGUGGAAAAGGAAAGUAUCGUCGUCCUCCCCACAGUCAGGCUGCCCAUCACCCACCAUUCCAGCAGGUAAAGUCAUUUCUUCAUCACAGAAGCACAGCAAGAAGGCCCUAAAGCAGGCACUAAAGCAGCAACAGCAGAAGAAGCAGCAGCAGCAGCAGCAGCAGCAGCAAUGCAGGCCAAGCAUAUCCAUCUCCUCCAACCAGCAUCUCUCUCUAAAGACUGUCAAAGCAGCCAGUGACUCUGUACCUGCCAAACCUGCAAUAUGGGAAGGAAAGCAAUCUGAUGGACCAUCAAGCAGCCCUCAAAACUCAAACUCCAGCUUUUCUUCGUCAGUUAAAGUGGAAAAUCCUUUGUUAGGCUUGGGGAAGAAGUCAUUCCAGAGAUCUGAGAGACUCCAUACGAGACAAAUGAAAAGAACCAAAUGUGCCGACAUCGAUGUUGAGACACCGGACUCCAUUCUGGUUAAUACAAAUCUGCGAGCACUGAUCAACAAGCACACAUUUUCAGUCCUUCCUGGAGACUGCCAACAGCGACUGCUUUUACUGCUCCCAGAGGUAGAUCGACAGGUUGGUCCAGAUGGUUUAAUGAAGUUAAAUGGCUCAGCCCUUAACAAUGAGUUCUUCACUUCAGCAGCCCAAGGCUGGAAGGAAAGACUUUCAGAAGGUGAGUUUACACCUGAGAUGCAGGUGAGAAUUCGGCAAGAGAUUGAGAAGGAGAAAAAAGUGGAGCCAUGGAAAGAACAAUUCUUUGAAAGCUACUAUGGGCAGAGUUCUGGCCUGAGCCUUGAAGAUUCUAAGAAAUUGACAGCUUCUCCCAGCGAUCCCAAAGUAAAGAAAACCCCAGCUGAACAACCAAAAUCCAUGCCUGUAUCAGAGGCCUCUCUUGUCAGGAUAGUUCCAGUAGUCCCCCAGUCAGAGUGUAAAGAAGAAGCAUUGCAUACGUCAUCACCAGGCAGAAAAGAAGAGUGUGAAAGCCAAGAUGAAGUGCAGCCAAACUUCUCCACAUCCACAGAGCCCCUGCUUUCCUCAGCUCUCAAUACACAUGAGCUUAGCAGCGUUCUUCCCAUCAAGUGCCCAAACGAUGAGGAUCUCUUGGAGCAGAAGCCAGUCACCUCUGCUGAACAGGAAUCUGAGAAGAAUCAUCUCACCAUAGCUUCUAAUUAUAACAAAAGUGAAAGCCAAGAGUCUUUGGUUACAUCGCCAAGCAAACCCAUUAGUCCUGGGAUGAAGCCCAUAGCAGAAGCAGGUCCACAGGAGACCACUAUGAAAGAACCUCUAGCAUCUCUUGUUGAUCAGAACCUGGAAAGCCUCAAGAGGAAGUCUUCCCUCACCCAAGAAGAGGUUCUUGUGAGCUGGGAGAAGAGGCCACGUGUCACUGAGAAUCGCCAGCACCAGCAGCCAUUUCAGGUCUCACCACAGCCCUUUCUCAACAGAGGGGACAGGGUCCAGGUGCGAAAAGUACCACCUCUCAAGAUCCCGGUCUCCAGAAUCUCCCCAAUGUCAUUUCAUCCAUCGCAGGUCUCUCCCAGGGCUCGUUUUCCAGUCUCCAUCACUAGUCCUAACAGAACAGGAGCCAGAACUCUUGCAGACAUCAAAGCAAAAGCCCAACUGGUCAAAGCACAGAGGGCAGCAGCUGCAGCUGCCGCCGCAGCUGCUGCAGCCGCCUCAGUUAGAGGGACCAUUCCAGGACCUGGGCCAGGGGGUGGACAAGGUCCAGGAGAGGAUGGUGAAGGGCAGACUGCUAGAGGAGGCAGUCCAGCCUCAGACAGAGUCAGUGAAGCCGGAAAGGGCUCCACACUGGAACUGGCAGGAACUGGAAGCAGGGGAGGUACGAGAGAGCUUUUACCCUGUGGUCCAGAGACUCAGCCCCAGUCUGAGACCAAGACCACCCCAGGCCAGGCACAGCCUCAUAGUGUCUCUGGAGCACAACUACAGCAAACCCCCCCAGUGCCUCCAACACCUGCCGUCAGUGGAGCAUGCACAAGUGUCCCAUCACCAGCCCACAUAGAGAAGUUGGAUAAUGAAAAACUGAACCCCACCAGGGCAACAGCCACAGUGGCCUCUCUCAGCCAUCCACAGGGGCCCAGUAGUUGCAGACGGGAGAAAGCACCUUCUCCUCCAACAGGUCUUGCUCUAAUCUCAGGUGCCUCACCUGUUCAUUUUGCAGCUGACGGCAUAGUUGAGCUCAAAGCAGGUCCCAGUAAGAAUAUACCUAACCUUUCAGCUUCAUCAAAGGCAGACACUAGUGUGCCAGUGGCUGUAACUCCCUCCCCUUUAACAUCUUUGUUGACCACAGCCACUUUAGAAAAGCUUCCUGUACCCCAGGUCAGUGCAACUACAGGACCUGCCGGAUCAGCUCCACCCUCGAGCACUUUGCCAGCAGCCUCUAGCCUUAAAACCCCAGGAACUUCUUUAAACAUGAAUGGACCCACUUUGAGACCAACCUCUAGUAUCCCUGCUAAUAAUCCUUUAGUGACUCAGCUGCUUCAAGGCAAAGAUGUUCCCAUGGAGCAAAUUCUGCCUAAACCUCUCACCAAAGUUGAAAUGAAAACAGUUCCACUGACUAUGAAAGAGGAAAGGGGGAUUGGAGCACUCAUAGGUACCAACACAACAGAAAAUAGCACCAGAGAAGAAGUUAAUGAGAGACAGUCACAUCCAGCUACACAGCAGCAGCAGCAGCUGGGCAAAACUUUGCAAAGUAAGCAGCUCCCCCACGUUCCAAGACCUCUUCAGCUCUUUUCAGCUAAGGAGCUGAGGGACUCUAGCAUUGACACACACCAGUACCAGGAAGGACUAAGUAAAGCAACCCAAGAUCAGAUCCUUCAGACUCUCAUUCAGAGGGUUCGGAGGCAGAAUCUUCUCUCAGUUGUGCCACCCUCGCAGUUCAACUUUGCUCACUCAGGUUUCCAGCUGGAAGACAUCUCCACAAGCCAGAGGUUCAUGCUGGGUUUUGCUGGCAGAAGGACAUCCAAACCUGCAAUGGCAGGGCACUACUUACUGAAUAUUUCUACCUAUGGCCGGGGCUCAGAGAGCUUUAGGAGGACCCAUUCCUUAAACCCUGAAGACCGUUUUUGUCUAAGCAGCCCCACUGAAGCCUUGAAAAUGGGAUAUACGGACUAUAAAAAUGCAGCAGGAGAGAGCAGCAGCAGCAAAGAAGAUGACACUGAGGAGGAAAGUACUGGUGAUGAGCAGGAAUCUGUCAUGGGGAAAGAGGAGCCCCAGGUUUCCCAGAGUACUGGCAGAGGUGAUGCAAGUUCAGCACCCCACAGCAGGGAAACUCUAUCUACCAGUGAUUGCUUAGCUAGCAAGAAUGUGAAGGCUGAGAUACCAGUGAAUGAGCAAACCACUCUAAGUAAGGAGAAUUACCUGUUCACUAGAGGUCAAACAUUUGAUGAAAAGACCCUAGCCAGAGAUUUAAUUCAGGCAGCACAGAAGCAGAUGGUUCAUGCAGUAAGAGGUAAGACAGUGCGUAGCAGCCCGGAGCUUUUCAAUUCUACCGUUCUUCCUCUGCCUGCAGACAGCCCCACCCACCAGCCUCUGCUCCUCCCACCCCUGCAAACCCCGAAGUUGUAUGGAAGCCCCACUCAGAUAGGGCCAAGCUACAGAGGCAUGAUCAAUGUCUCCACCUCAUCUGACAUGGACCAUAACUCUACUAUACCAGGUAGCCAGGUAUCUAGCAAUGUAGGUGAUGUCAUGUCAUUUUCAGUGACUGUCACUACCAUCCCUGCUACCCAAGCUAUGAAUCCCAGCAGCCAUGGCCAGACCAUUCCUGUUCAGGCCUUCCCUGAAGAGAACAGCAUAGAGGGCACGCCUUCGAAAUGUUACUGCCGCUUGAAAGCCAUGAUCAUGUGCAAAGGGUGUGGAGCUUUCUGCCACGAUGAUUGCAUUGGCCCCUCCAAACUGUGCGUCUCCUGCCUUGUCGUUCGGUAAGGAGACUAGAAAGAGACACACUGUAAAGGAGGGGGAAGGGAAGGGUUGACCAGUUUGGUUU
Molecule: messenger RNA, 4635 nt
Organism: Saimiri boliviensis boliviensis (Bolivian squirrel monkey)
Lineage: Eukaryota; Metazoa; Chordata; Mammalia; Primates; Cebidae
Source: RefSeq, a predicted model, not a curated record